AGUAGGUUUCCGAAUGGGUUUUAGAGGACCAGUCAGUUGCUUGCUGAAGUUUGUUUAAGUAAGAACGAAAGCGUCGUCUGUGAUCUACAGUAACAAUGGAGGAGCUCGACAAGGAUCAAAUCAAACUACUCAAGAAUGCCUUCGAUGCCUUCGAUCAGGAGAAGAAAGGAUGCAUCGGUGUCGUCAUGGUUGGUACGAUUUUGGGAAUGUUGGGCAUCUCCCUCACUGAAGGCAUGCUUAACGACAUCAUCAAAGAAGUAGACGUAGACGGUUCGGGUGAGCUGGAAUUCGAAGAAUUCGUAACACUAGCUGCUCGGUUCAUGGUUGAGGAAGAUGCUGGAGCUAUGCAAGCUGAACUCAAAGAGGCCUUCAGAUUAUACGACAAAGAAGGAAACGGCUACAUCACCACAGCUGUUUUGCGUGAGAUCUUGAAAGAAUUAGAUGAUAAAAUCACAUCAGAAGAUCUGGACAUGAUGAUCGCUGAAAUCGACUCCGAUGGCUCAGGAACUGUUGAUUUUGAUGAAUUUAUGGAAGUCAUGACAGGAGGAGACGAUUAAUGAAACAAUAUGAAAAUUAUAAAUCAAUUGUAUAAAUUGUAUAUGCAACCUUGUAAAUAAAUAAAUUAUUCAUC
This is a messenger RNA of Ctenocephalides felis (cat flea), 631 nucleotides long. It is a transcript of the gene TpnC41C, whose product is annotated as troponin C. The record is from RefSeq and is a predicted model, not a curated record. Gene Ontology annotation, molecular function: enzyme regulator activity; calcium ion binding. The transcript has 6 exons. NCBI's taxonomy places the organism in Eukaryota, Metazoa, Arthropoda, Insecta, Siphonaptera, Pulicidae. Bases 96 to 557 code for a protein of 153 amino acids.